AUGUCGUUAAAAGACACAGUGUUCUACCCCCGUAUCCAGAAGAAGGGCCCCUUCAGCGUCGAUGCUGCCGGCCACGAGCCAGUGGAGGGCGAGACGGUGCCUCGUCGACAUCCAACGGCCAAGGAGGAGCUGCUCAAGACUCCUCACCAGGAGAUCGCUACCACCUAUGACAACCUGAGAUGGAGCGCGAAGACGUACGGAAACUCCAAGGCCGUCGGAUCGCGGACCCUGAUCACGACUCACGUGGAGAACAAGAAGGUCAAGAAGCUCGUCGAGGGCGUCGAGCAGGAGGUGGACAAGAAAUGGACCUAUUUCGAGCUCAGCGGCUACAGCUACCUGACCUUCGACGAGUAUGAACAGCAGGCGCUGCAGCUCGGUGCCGGUCUGAGGAAGCUCGGCCAUGAAAAGGACAGCAGACUGCAUCUUUUCAGCUCCACGAGCGCGCAUUGGUUAUGCCUCUCGCACGGUGCCGCAUCUCAGUCCAUCACCAUUGUCACCGCCUACGACUCUCUCGGCGAAGAAGGAGUACGACACUCUCUGCUGCAGACUCGCAGCGCAUCUAUAUUCCUUGACCCGUCCCUCCUACCAGUCCUCCAAACGGUUCUGAAGGAUGCAAAGGAUGUCAAGAACGUCAUCUACGACAACACCUCGGAGGUCAAGCAAGAGCAUAUCGAUAGCCUGAAAUCAGAAUUUGACUACCUCAACAUCAUGACCUACGAGGACCUUAGAAAACUGGGUGAAGAGAACCCCGUUGAACCGGUUCCUCCAUCCCGCGAGGACCUGUGCUGCAUCAUGUAUACCUCUGGAUCGACAGGACCACCAAAGGGUGUCCCACUUACGCACGCAAAUGUUGUAGGAGCAAUGGCCGGCGCGGAUUCUAUUGUUGGUCCCUACCUCGGCCCCGGUGACGUCUUGCUCACCUAUCUACCCCAAGCCCACAUUCUCGAAUUCGUGUUCGAGAACCUCUGCUUGUUCUGGGGAGGUACUAUGGGUUAUGGAAGCCCCAAGACCCUUUCAGACACCUCGGUUAGGAACUGCAAGGGCGACAUUCGCGAGUUGCAGCCGACCGUCCUCGUGGGUGUGCCCAUGGUCUGGGAAUCCGUCAAGAAGGGCAUCAUUGGAAACGUCAACAAGAAUAGCGCACUGGUCAAGAGCAUUUUCUGGGCCGGUCUUGCCGCCAAGGAGUUCCUCAUGUCCACUGGCCUCCCCGGUGCUGGCUUACUAGACACGGUUGUGUUCAAGAAGAUCAAGGACGCCACCGGAGGCCGUCUGCGCAUUACUCUCAGCGGUGGUGGCCCGGUUUCCAGAGAAACCCAGAGAUUCCUCUCCAUGGCCAUUUGCCCAAUGAUCAACGGGUACGGGUUGACCGAAACCUCUGCCAUGGGUGGUCUCAACGACCCGCUUGCCUGGACCAACGACGCAAUCGGAGAGAUCCCUGCUUCCAUCGAGAUGAAGCUGGUUGACUUCCCCGAAGCUGGCUACUUUGCGAAGAACAACCCACCACAGGGAGAAAUCUGGAUCCGAGGCGAGAGUGUUGCAACUCACUACUUUGAGAACGAAGAGGAGACCAAGGAAGCUUUCUCUCCAGACGGCUGGUUCAUGACCGGAGAUAUUGGAGAGUUUGACCAAAACGGCCAUAUCAAGGUCAUCGACCGCAAGAAGAACCUCGUCAAGUCUCUGAACGGCGAAUACAUUGCCUUGGAGAAGUUGGAAUCUAUCUACCGCUCCGCCCCUGUGGUGGCCAACAUCUGCGUGUAUGCUGCCGCUGACCAGGCUAAACCCGUUGCCAUCAUCGUGCCAGCGGAGCCUGCCUUGCUCCAGCUCGCAAAGACCAACGGAAUCCAGGGAGAUAGCAUCGGUACCCUCGUCCACGACAAGAAGCUGAACUCCAUCAUCUUGAAGGAGAUGCAGAAUGUUGGUAAGAACUCUGGCCUCCGUGGGUUCGAGAUCAUCGAAGGUGUUGUCCUCUCUGACGAGGAGUGGACUCCUCAGAAUGGCCUUGUGACUGCUGCACAGAAAUUACAGCGCAAGAAACUGGUCGCCAAGUACCAGCAAGAAAUCGAUCGUGCAUAUGGAAAGUCCUCGUAG
This is a messenger RNA of Arthroderma uncinatum, 2088 nucleotides long. Its product is annotated as long-chain-fatty-acid-CoA ligase 1. The transcript has 5 exons. Gene Ontology annotation, molecular function: long-chain fatty acid-CoA ligase activity. The record is from RefSeq and is a predicted model, not a curated record. The coding region runs from base 1 to 2088 and encodes 695 amino acids. Gene Ontology annotation, cellular component: lipid droplet; endoplasmic reticulum; plasma membrane. Lineage: Eukaryota; Fungi; Ascomycota; Eurotiomycetes; Onygenales; Arthrodermataceae. Gene Ontology annotation, biological process: long-chain fatty-acyl-CoA metabolic process; long-chain fatty acid metabolic process.